This is a messenger RNA of Perognathus longimembris pacificus (Pacific pocket mouse), 4526 nucleotides long. It is a transcript of the gene Ankib1, whose product is annotated as ankyrin repeat and IBR domain containing 1. The transcript has 20 exons. Bases 885 to 4160 code for a protein of 1091 amino acids. Gene Ontology annotation, molecular function: zinc ion binding; ubiquitin protein ligase activity; ubiquitin conjugating enzyme binding. The record is from RefSeq and is a predicted model, not a curated record. Gene Ontology annotation, cellular component: cytoplasm; ubiquitin ligase complex. Gene Ontology annotation, biological process: protein polyubiquitination; positive regulation of proteasomal ubiquitin-dependent protein catabolic process; ubiquitin-dependent protein catabolic process. Lineage: Eukaryota; Metazoa; Chordata; Mammalia; Rodentia; Heteromyidae.
GUGAAUAAAAGUUUAUCUGAUGAUUCCUUGAGAAAAUUGAGCCCUAAUGCUCUAAGCCAGAGGUUCUUUAACAAUUUAGCGUGUAUCAAAAUCAUCUCAAGGGGUUAUUCAUCCUCAUGUGGCUGGACCUCACCUCUAGAGUUUUCCAUUCAGUAUGUCUGGGUGGAGCUUAAGAGUUUCAUUCCUAAGAAGUUCUUGGGAACUUGGUAUUGCUGUCAACUACCGUAUGAAAUUAAUUUCUUUCUCUCCCAUACCUCUAGAAUGAUUAAUUGUAUACAACCACUAGAAUUUAAAAAUAGCUCACAAUUCCUUUUAUGUGUUUUGUGCUUUAGAUGAGAUGUGCUUUCUCUGAUAGAGAAAACCUGAAAAGGUUGGGUUUUGAUUUUAGUGUUUUAAAAUGUAUUUUUUUAUUUGCGUAUAUUAGUUAUACUGAAGGGGAUGGAUUACAUUGCUACAUUUCCACGCAUGUCUAGAAUAUAUUCUGAUCAUUCACAUUCUUCUCUACUAUGUGUGGGAGAGCUUUUAAAAAAAUGGAUGAAAUUAACUACAACCCACAAGAGAAGGUUGAAAACAAAGUUGUAUUUGUAACCAGAGUUCUAGAGUAGAGGACCAGGUUUCAGGGAGAGGGUAUCUUAAAAUACUGUUUUGUAAUCACAGAUAGUGGAGAAAUAAUGGUAGAAAGGAUUUUAGUCAACAUGGCAAAUUGGGAAGAUGGACAUCAAACAUUUGGGCCCACCUUCUGGAUACUAACAUACACUAGAUUGAAAUAGAGAAAAUAUUGGGGCAGAUGGCAAGAGAAUGUGGAACAUGUUCAAGCAUUGAAUAAGUGGCUGAAGGAGGGAAGAAAAAAGUGCCACUGCCUAUCAGAAAAGAAAAAACAAAACAUGGGAAAUACAACCACCAAAUUCCGUAAAGCACUCAUCAAUGGUGAUGAAAACCUGGCUUGCCAAAUAUAUGAAAAUAAUCCUCAGUUAAAAGAAUCUCUUGAUCCAAAUACAUCUUAUGGGGAACCUUACCAGCACAAUACUCCAUUACACUAUGCUGCUCGACAUGGAAUGAAUAGAAUAUUAGGGACUUUUCUUUUUGGUAGAGAUGGAAAUCCUAAUAAACGAAAUGUGCAUAAUGAAACAUCUAUGCAUUUGUUGUGUAUGGGACCUCAAAUUAUGAUAUCUGAAGGAGCCCUUCAUCCUCGCUUAGUACGGCCUGUGGAAGAUGAUUUUAGAAGAGCAGAUUGUCUGCAGAUGAUCUUAAAAUGGAAAGGAGCAAAACUUGACCAAGGAGAAUAUGAACGAGCAGCUAUUGAUGCUGUUGAUAACAAAAAAAACACACCCCUUCACUAUGCUGCUGCCUCAGGGAUGAAAGCCUGUGUAGAGCUUUUAGUAAAACAUGGAGGAGACUUGUUUGCUGAGAAUGAAAAUAAAGAUACUCCUUGUGAUUGUGCGGAGAAGCAACACCACAAAGAUCUGGCCCUCAAUCUGGAAUCUCAGAUGGUAUUUUCACGGGACCCUGAUGCUGAAGAAAUAGAAGCUGAAUAUGCUGCAUUAGACAAACGAGAGCCGUAUGAAGGACUAAGACCGCAAGAUCUUCGUAGAUUGAAAGAUAUGCUUAUUGUGGAAACAGCAGACAUGCUUCAGGCUCCUCUCUUUACUGCUGAAGCUUUACUUCGAGCUCAUGACUGGGACAGGGAAAAAUUACUUGAAGCUUGGAUGUCCAACCCAGAAAACUGCUGCCAACGAUCAGGAGUUCAAAUGCCAACUCCACCACCAAGUGGGUAUAAUGCUUGGGAUACACUUCCUUCUCCAAGAACUCCAAGGACUACACGCUCUUCUGUCACCUCUCCAGAUGAAGUCAGUUUAUCUCCAGGGGAUUUAGAUACCAGCUUGUGUGACAUUUGUAUGUGCAGUAUUUCUGUAUUUGAAGAUCCAGUGGACAUGCCUUGUGGACAUGACUUUUGUAGAGGAUGUUGGGAGUCAUUUUUGAAUCUGAAAAUUCAAGAAGGUGAAGCUCACAACAUUUUCUGCCCUGCAUAUGAUUGCUUUCAACUUGUGCCUGUGGAUAUCAUAGAAAGUGUAGUUUCUAAGGAGAUGGACAAACGAUACCUACAGUUUGAUAUUAAGGCCUUUGUUGAAAAUAAUCCUGCCAUUAAAUGGUGUCCUACUGCGGGGUGUGAAAGAGCAGUCAGAUUAACAAAACAAGGGUCCAACACAUCUGGAUCUGAUACACUCAGCUUCCCAUUGCUGAGAGCCCCUGCUGUGGACUGUGGAAAAGGACAUCUCUUCUGCUGGGAGUGCCUUGGUGAAGCACAUGAGCCUUGUGAUUGUGAAACAUGGAAAAAUUGGCUACAAAAAAUAACUGAAAUGAAACCAGAAGAACUUGUAGGAGUUAGUGAAGCAUAUGAAGAUGCUGCCAAUUGUCUCUGGUUGUUAACUAACUCCAAGCCUUGUGCUAAUUGUAAGUCCCCAAUACAGAAGAAUGAAGGUUGCAAUCACAUGCAGUGCGCCAAGUGCAAGUAUGACUUCUGCUGGAUUUGCCUAGAAGAGUGGAAAAAACAUAGCUCCUCCACUGGAGGUUAUUACCGAUGUACUCGCUAUGAAGUCAUUCAGCAUGUGGAGGAGCAAUCCAAGGAAAUGACUGUGGAGGCUGAGAAAAAACACAAACGAUUUCAGGAACUUGACAGAUUUAUGCACUAUUAUACAAGAUUUAAAAACCAUGAGCAUAGUUAUCAGUUAGAACAACGCCUUCUAAAAACAGCCAAAGAAAAGAUGGAACAAUUGAGUAGAGCUCUCAAAGAAACUGAAGGAGGCUGCCCAGAUACUACUUUCAUCGAAGAUGCAGUUCAUGUGCUCUUAAAAACUCGACGUAUUCUCAAGUGUUCUUAUCCAUAUGGAUUUUUCCUAGAGCCUAAAAGCACAAAGAAAGAAAUUUUUGAACUAAUGCAAACAGACCUAGAAAUGGUCACUGAAGACCUUGCCCAAAAAGUCAAUAGGCCUUACCUUCGCACACCCCGCCACAAGAUCAUCAAAGCAGCAUGCCUUGUACAGCAGAAAAGGCAAGAAUUCCUGGCAUCCGUAGCUCGAGGAGUUGCUCCUGCAGACUCUCCAGAAGCUCCAAGGCGCAGCUUUGCUGGUGGAACAUGGGAUUGGGAAUAUUUAGGAUUUGCAUCACCUGAGGAAUAUGCUGAAUUUCAGUACCGGAGGAGGCACAGGCAGCAGCGCCGUCGAGGAGAUGUGCACAGUCUGCUCAGUAACCCUCCAGAGGCUGAUGAGCCAAGUGAAAGCACUUUAGCAGAUAUUCCAGAGGGCGGCAGUGGCCGCAGGCCGGGCGCCUCGGUGGUAAGUUCUGCAUCUAUGAGUGUGCUACACAGCUCCUCUCUGCGUGACUACACCCCUGCCAGUCGCUCUGAAAACCAGGAUUCUCUUCAGGCUCUGAGUUCCUUAGAUGAAGAUGAUCCCAAUAUACUUCUUGCAAUUCAGUUGUCACUGCAAGAGUCUGGGCUAGCCAUUGAUGAAGAAACUAGAGACUUCCUCGGUAAUGAAGCAUCCCUGGGAGCAAUAGGCACUUCUUUACCUUCCAGGCUAGACUCUGUCUCCAGGAAUACAGAUAGCCCACGGGCUGCAUUGAGUAGUUCCGAGCUGUUGGAAUUUGGUGACAGCCUUAUGAGACUUGGAGCAGAAAGUGACCCGUUUUCAACUGAUACCUUGAGUUCACACCCUCUCAGUGAAACAAGAAGUGAUUUCUGUCCCUCAUCGAGUGACCCUGACUCAGCCGGCCAGGACUCCAAUAUAAAUGACAAUCUCCUUGGCAAUAUCAUGGCGUGGUUCCAUGACAUGAACCCUCAGAGCAUUGCCCUGAUUCCUCCAGCAACUACAGAAAUCAGUUCAGAGUCUCAACAUCCCAGAGACAAAGAUGAGUCAGAAGGUAUGAGGGACAUGGAACUGGUGCCACCAGAAGAUACAGUGUUUGAAGAUGCUGCUGUCAGUGAAAGUAGAGGAAUCCAGAGAGAAGAGAAUCCUUUGGAAGAGAAUAUUCUGGCUGGGGAAACAUUAGCUCAAGCUGCUGAGAGUCAUACUGAAGCAGCCAACAAAGGGAAUGGUUCAGAUGCUUCAAGUCAAACACCUCAAACUUCAAGUGACUGGCUUGACCAAGUACAUUUAGUCUGAAGUGCACACAUUUGGGCUCCUAAUGAAUGGCAGGUACAGAUGGUAUGCUAGGUGGAGUAUGCUUUAUAGAGAUUUUGAUCCACUUAAUUCCAAUCUAAUUAUACAUCACUGUUAGGAUUGAAUACAAAAGAGUCCCCUUAAAGGUAGCUUCAUCAUCCAUAUAACCUCACAAGGAGUUUCUUUUGUACAUAAUUGGUUAGUUUUUCCCCUUUUUGCUGACAAAAAAAAAGAGCAAGAGAAAUACAAAUAAACAGGUUGUUUUCACAUUCUAAGAAAAUUCAGUGCUGUUUAGCCUAGAGCUGGUAAUAUUUAAAUUGAACACUUAAAUUGAAGUCAUACUCCCCAGUCUUUUUGUGGCUUUUUUUU